Messenger RNA from Drosophila ficusphila, 2375 nucleotides. RefSeq lists its product as uncharacterized. The record is from RefSeq and is a predicted model, not a curated record. The transcript has a single exon. Bases 180 to 2276 code for a protein of 698 amino acids. Lineage: Eukaryota; Metazoa; Arthropoda; Insecta; Diptera; Drosophilidae.
UCCUCAGUAUUUUAUUACGUGUUCAACAUAUAACUCCAAAAUUUUAAAAUUUUCUAAGCCUCUUUUACUUAGAUUGAUUGUAUUACUUUGAAUUUGAGCACGAGAAACACGUAAAAACAUCGGAAACCCGACUGUAAAAAAAAAAAAAAGGAAAAAAAAAAAAGAAAAAAAGUAAAGCAAUGAUGCGCAAAGAGGAUGCGAAGCGUCAAAGGUCGAGGAGAUCCCUGAGAUCCCUGGGAGGUCAGGGUUCACUGGCGGAGUCCGAAUGCCGGGAGCCCGAUCCGCUGAACACCUUCGCGGAGAAGCCGCUCAGCAUAUACCAGUGGAUGCGGUGGAAGAACUGCAAGACCAAUAAGGUGCACCUGCAGGAGACCUACCCCAUCAUCCGACCGCCGAUCUCCAAAUGUCGCGAGUCUGAGACCCUGAAGUUCGUUGACGAAGCAAUGGAAGCCAACCAGUGCCAGCGGCUCUCGGACUUCGGCAAGGAAGACGUUCUGUCCGUGUGGAGCUCCAGUCCGCGCAAGGACACCCUGCGAUGGUACGGCAUCGACGCCAGUUACCCCACUCCGCAGGCUGCUUCCUACAAUCGAGCCAUGCAGAAAAGCCUCAAGGCUGCCAGUCUGCUGUUCAAACCGCCGAGGAAGUCUUCCAGCAAGCCCAAGAGACACCCGAAGGAGAAGGAGAAGCCCUCGGAGCCGGGCGCUUACGUCCUGAACCGGGACUGCCUAAAGGCCAAGCUGGACAGGAUGCCCAAUGUGCGGCGGCAGCUGCGCCCGAGCAACGCCUUCUCGUUUCUCCACUGCCCCGAACCGCCGGAUCCGGAGCACCCCUUCGAGGACACCGCCGGCCAUCCGGAGAUCAGCUUGGAGCAGGCCAUGGACAUGGCCAUCCCGGAGAAGCCAUCGAAGCACGGGCUGCGCCGGAAGCACUGGUACUGCCCCCCGAAGUGCGGCGAAGAGGAGAACAAGUGCACCGACUUCGCCUGGGCCCAGUACAAGCAGGAUCCUCGUCCCUACGACGAGGCCUUCCAAAGGGAGUUGGCCGGACUGCAGGUGGAGGCCAAGGAGCCGGAGCCCCGCAACUACGACGAGCUGUACAACUCACUGGUGACCUGCUUCGAGCCCGACCCGAACGGACCCAACGAUCUCUGCGAGGCGCUCGCCAAGUGCUGCAAGGAUCCCGAGGAGCCGCCCAGCCAGGGAUGCAGCGAGUUCGUGCCGGAAGGCCCCGGCGGAGGUGGAGGUGGUCACGGGGACGGGGGCAAGGAUCGGGACAAGGACCGGGACAAGAAGCGGGAUAAGGAUAAGGAUAAGGAUGAGGAAAAGGAUAAGGAUAAGGAUAAAGAUAAGGAUAAGAAGAGGGGUGGUGAUCGCGGUGGCGAUGGCGAAGGCGGUGGAGAUGGCGAUGGCGGCGGCGAUGGAGAUCGUAAUCGUAAGCAGCGCGAUAAAAAGAAGGACGGAGGAGGAGGAGACAAGGGCGUUGGCGAAGGCGAUGGGGAUGGGGAUACAACGAAAAAGGACAAAGACAAAAAUGUCGAUAAGGAUAAGGAGAAGGAUAAGGACAAGGACAAGGGCAAGGGCAAAAAGAUGCGCGAGCUCAACGAGGGAAGCCCCGAGGAGAAGCCUUCCGUUCCGCGAAGCCAUGAAUCCCUUACGGGCGACGAGAAACCACCUAAAGCUGGUGGAAAUCGCGGUAGCGACCAGCGCAAGGACAAGGAAAGGGAAAGCGGCAUCGGUGGCGAUAAGGACACGAGCCAGGACAAAGGCAAGGACAAAGGCAAGGACAAAGGCAAGCCCAAGGGCAGCAAGGACAAGCGCAAAGGCGACAAGCACAAAGGCAAGAAAAAAUUUCACAGGUCAAGAGAGGAUAUGGACAAGGACAAGACGAGUGAGAAGCCAGUGAAGGACUGUCCCUGCGAGAUCUGCUGUCCGGCAAAGGAGGAGGACUCGCCCCUGAUCAAGGAGAUGCGCCGGCGGGACCGGGAGCGCCAGGUGCGCGAAUACCUGCGCCAGAUGCGCCACCGGCAGUACAUGGAGUGCCGGGACCCCGAGUACCGCUCGCCCCACCACAAGUGCAACCCCAUCGAGUGCAGCAGCCAUUUCUGCGGCAAUCCCCGCCUGCAGACCCACUUCGGCCGGGUCCAGGCGGUCCAGCAGUUGCAGUCGGCUCUGCAGCUAAGGAACCUGAAAGGGGACGACCAGAUCACCAGGAAUCUGGACGCACUCCUCGCCCGACUCUGCAACCGCCUGACCUUCAGGAGUGCGGAUCCCUGCUGACCACUGAUCCGUGGGAUCCUCCGUGUUUUGUUCUUUUUCUACUAGUCCAAGUAUCUCAAUGUGUUCUUUUAAAUAAACCCGGCGGAUUGUUAAUCUAAA